This is a messenger RNA of Paramecium sonneborni, 1989 nucleotides long. NCBI's taxonomy places the organism in Eukaryota, Ciliophora, Oligohymenophorea, Peniculida, Parameciidae. The record is from the annotation of a GenBank genome assembly.
GAUGGGAUAUUAUGUAUUUUAAUUGGUAAGGAUAUAGAUAAAUGUAAAUAUUAAAUAAGUUAUAAAGGGGAAAAAAAUAAAUAGUGGUGGGGGAUCUUAUGAUGAAGUAGGAAAUUAGUGGAAGAUUGGAAAGUGGGUAGAAUUGGAUGAAGGGUUUUCUUCAAAAAAAGAAGUCACUUAUAGUGGAAAAUAUAAUAUAAAUGGUAUGAAGGUUGAUAGAUGGAAAAUUUGUGGGGUUGGUGGAUAAAAAUUGUAAAUUAUAAUAUUUAUAAGCACAUUUUAAUAGUGGUCGUGUAUCUUAUGAUUAAGAAGGAAAUUAGAAAUAGAUUGGAAUGUGUAUGGAAUUGGAUGAAGGGUUUUCUUCAAAUCAAUCAGUUACUCAUAGAGGUGAAUAUAAUAUUAAUGGUAUGAAGGUGGGUAGAUGGGAUAUUUUGUAUUUACAUUGGAAUAAGAAAGUAUUCAGUUAAAUGUAAUUAUUAAAUCAGUUACAAAGGGGGGAAUAAUAAAUAGUGGUGGUGGAUCAUAUGAUUAAUAAGGAAAUUAGAAAAAAAUUGGGAAGUGGGUAGAAUUGUUUGAAGGGUUUUUGAAAACUAAUUAAGCUACUUAUUAAGGUGAAUAUAACGUAAAUGGCAUAAAGUUGGGUAGAUGGGACAAAAUAGAUUUAAGAUAUUAAAACAUAAUAAGGUAACAAUUAAAAUUAAUAUUUAAGUGGUUAUAAAAUUUUUGAUGAUAAUGGCAAUGAGAUAUUUUAAGUUAAUAAAGAAUUUGAAUAUUCCUCAUAUACGAAGAAUAUGGUUUGGAUUGGAUAUAAAACAAACAAUAAAAAAGUAGAUAGAUGGGAUUUGAUGUAUAAUGAAGCUGGAGAAUAUAAAUUAAUGUAAAUAUUAUGAAUUUAUAACAAAAUAUUCUAGAGGUGGUGGAUCUUAUGAUUAAGAAGGAAAUUAAAAUAAGGUUGGAAUAUGGGUUGAAGUGAGUGAAAAGUUUGAUUAUGAUACAAAAGUCACUUAUAAUGGUGAAUAUAAUAAGAAUGGUAUUAAGGUAGGUAGAUGGGAUGUGGUUAAUUAUUGUACAUAAUGUUAGAGUGGAUGCAUAAAUUUCGAUGAAAAUGGAAAUGAAAUUUAUAGGAGUGAAAAGUAUUUUAUAUUUUUAUACAAAGCAAAAAAAUAAUUUUUGUUGGAUAAUUCUUAAACUGUAAGAAAGUAGGUAGAUGGGAUAUUAUGUAUUGGUAAAAGAAUGAGAAGAAAUAUAAAAAGAUGUAAAUAUUAUUAAAAUAUUUAAAUUAGUGGUGGUGGAAUUUAUGAUUAAAAAGGAAACGAGAAAAAAAUAGGAAAGUGGGCUGAAUUAGAUGAAAAGAAUUAUGAUCAAAAAUAAUUCAGCUAUAAUGGUGAAUAUAAUAUGAAUGGCAUGAAGGUAGGAAGAUGGGUCAUUUUGUAUUGUAACUACGAUGAGAAGAUAUAUAAAAAGAUGUAAAGAAUAUUUAAAUAUUUAGUGGUGGGGGAUUUUAUGAUAAAGAAGGAAAUGAGUAAAAGAUUGGAAAGUGGAUUGAAUUUUAAUUAGAGGAAAGGAAAUAUGAUGAAAAAUUAUUUACCUAUAAUGGUGAAUAUAAUAUGAAUGGCAUGAAGGUAGGAAGAUGGGAUGUGAUUAAUUAUUGUACAUAAUGUUAGAGUGGAUGUAUAAAUUUCGAUGAAAAUGGAAAUGAAAUUUAUAGGAGUGAAAAGUAUUUUAUAUUUUUAUACAAAGCAAAAAAAUAAUUUUUUUUGGAUAAUUCUUAAACUGUAAGAAAGUAGGUAGAUGGGAUAUUAUGUAUUGUAAAUAUAAUGAGAAGGAAUUAAAAUUGAUGUAAAUAUUAAUAAGAAUAUUUUAAUAAUUAGUGGUGGUGGAUUUUAUGAUGAAGAAGGAAAUGAGAAAAAGAUUGGAAAAUGGGUUGAAUUGGAUGAUAAGAAUUAUGAUUAAAAAUAAUUCACCUACAAUGGAGAAUAUAGUGUGAAU